Molecule: messenger RNA, 186 nt
Organism: Arvicanthis niloticus (Nile rat)
Lineage: Eukaryota; Metazoa; Chordata; Mammalia; Rodentia; Muridae
Product: keratin-associated protein 19-7-like
Source: RefSeq, a predicted model, not a curated record
AUGUGUUACUACAGCAGUUACUAUGGAGGCCUGGGCUGUGGCUAUGGUGGCCUAGGCUAUGGCUAUGGCUGCUAUGGCUAUGGUUGUGGCUAUGGCUGUGGCUAUGGCUGUGGCUAUGGCGGCUAUGGUUAUGGCUGCUGCUACCCAGUGUACUGUAGGAGAUACUGGUUUUAUGGCUUCUACUGA